Messenger RNA from Trichomycterus rosablanca, 2199 nucleotides. RefSeq names its product MISP family member 3 (gene misp3). Bases 1 to 2199 code for a protein of 732 amino acids. Lineage: Eukaryota; Metazoa; Chordata; Actinopteri; Siluriformes; Trichomycteridae. The transcript has 4 exons. The record is from RefSeq and is a predicted model, not a curated record.
AUGGACCAAUCCGACGACAGCCAGAGCGACAGCGGCGUGUCCACCGACUUCUCACCGAGCGGCGCCGCCGAAAACGAGACGCCCAUCGAGAGAGAGAUCCGGCUGGCCGCCCUGCGGGAGCAGAGUCUCCGGCGCGCCCGAGGUCUCGGCGAAUCCAACGAGUUUGUGGAGAUCCCUCCUCUGAGGAAGCCCAUCCUCACCCAGGAACUCAACGAGCGCUUCUCCAAGGACCGCGGCAAAGAGAGGCAGAGAGCCGGGAAGAAGAUGGAGCGCGAGAUCAACGCCGAGGCCGAGCGUGAGAAGGUCCUGGUCCAGCUCGGACGGCUGCCUGGAUUUUACGAUAGAGGUCCCAUUAAGCACCUUCAGCAGACAAAACUCAUGUUCGAAUCAUUCCAGGAUGGUAAAGACGUCCAGAGUGGGACGGAAACUCCAAACGCUGAGAGCUCAACCAACGACCUCAAGUCCAGCAGUCCAGAGGAACCGAAGAAGAUCGAGGAACCGAAGAAUAUCGAGGGACCGAAGAAGAUCGAGGAACCGGCAAAAAGCCCAGAGCCAAUAAAGAACAAAGAACCAAAGAGCGAGGAACCUUCUUCCACUGCUUCUUCUGGAAACAUCUUGAACGGUAGGAACCAUUUGAGCUCUGUAGAACCUUCUCAGAAUGUAGACGCCACUGCUCCUAUCGUCUUCUCAUCUCUUAAAGAGAGGAAGCUCAUGUUCGAAUCACUCAAAGAUCCUCAAACAUCCAAAAAUCAGCAGAAUGAGGCGCCCAAACCUCAACGAGAGCGCAGAAAGAGCAUGGAGCUCUUCAUCCAGAACCUGGACGCCAACUUUAGAGCCGUGUACGACACCAGACCCCCUCAGAGCUCCACCAAUCAGAACGCUCCCUCUAAAGCAGCCCCGAAAAAGCCGGAGGUUCAGGAUGAUCCCCCGAGACCCGGCGGUCCGGCUCUGUCGGAGGCGGUGAAGGAGCAGGUGAUCGUCCUGGAGAAUCCGCCGCCCGUCUCACACGCCAACGGACAGACCUGCAGCGCCGCGAGCGUGACGGACUCGGGGAGCGGCGGAUCGUUCGCCGCCGGGACCCAGAACGGUACGGACGGGCGGGACGGCGGCGGCGCGGUGCAGAACCCGUUCUUCAAGCUGCGCUCGUCGCUCUCCACACGUCCAGGAGUGCAGAAGGAAAUCCAGGAGGCCAAACAGAGACACGAGGAGCUGCGCCGACAGAGGAGCAACGUGUACGGAGAGACGGCGGUGGGCACAGUAGCAGGCACGGCGGCGGGCACGGCGGCGUCCAGCAGCGGCCAAUCAGCACGCGCCGAAGCCAACGGCACAGAACACACUCCCAUCAUAACGCCAGUAUGCCAGUCGAGACUCGCUGGUGCACCCGGCGUGGCUGAGGGAGGGCACAGCGGGCAGGGUGCAGCCUCUGCCACCCUGACAGCUCUCUUACAGUCUAAAGGGGGCGCUACAGAAGAAUUUAGAGUGUGGUCCUCCGUACGUGCUAAGGCUCUCCGUAAGAGUCCCGAGUGCACCGGGGACUCGAAAAUAAAACCACCUUCAGAAUCACCUCAGGAACCCAAAGAUCCUCAAACGUCCAAAAAUCAGCAGAACGAAGCACCCAAGCCUUUACGCAGAAAGAGCAUGGAGCUCUUCAUCCAGAACCUGGACGCCACCUUCAGAGCCGCGUACGACUCCAAACCCCCUCAGACCCCCUCCACCAAUCAGAACGCUCCCUCUAAAGCAGCCCCGAAAAAGCCGGAGGUUCAGGAUGAUCCCCCGAAACCCUGCGGUCCGGCUCUGUCGGAGGCGGUGAAGGAGCAGGUGAUCGUCCUGGAGAAUCCGCCGCCCGUCUCACACGCCAACGGACAGACCUGCAGCGCCGCGAGCGUGACAGACUCGGGGAGCGGCGGAUCAUCCGGCGCCGGGACCCAGAACGGUACGGACGGGCGGGACGGCGGCGGCGCGGUGGAGAACCCGUUCUUCAAGCUGCGCUCGUCGCUCUCCACACGUCCAGGAGUGCAGAAGGAAAUCCAGGAGGCCAAACAGAGACACGAGGAGCUGCGCCGACAGAGGAGCAACCUGUACGGAGAGGCGGCGGCCACAGCAGCGUCCAGCAGUGGCCAAUCAGCACGCGGAGACGCAAACGGCACAGAACACACUCCCAUCAUAACGCCAGAACACAUUGAUCUCAUCCUGUUCUAA